CGGGUUUGAGGAGAUGAGGAAGUGGCUCUGGUUAUUUGCUUCUGUACCAGGUCGGGAGGGUAGUUACGGGAUGCAAAAGCUGUUUUCAGGUUGUUGGCAUAAUGGUUGAGGGAUUCCGGACUGGAGCAGAUUCGUUUGCCACGAAGACCAAGGCUGUAGGGAAGGGACCGUUUGAUGCGGAAUGGGUGGCAGCUGUCAUAAUGGAGGUACUGUUGCUUGUUGGUGGGUUUGAUGUGGACAGACGUGUGAAGCUGGCCAUUGGACAGGUGGAGGUCAACGUCAAGGAAAGUGGCAAGGGAUUUGGAGUAGGACCAGGUGUAUCUGAUGGAACAAAAGGAGUUGAGGUUGGAGAGGAAAUUCUGGAGUCCUUCUUCACUGUGAGUCCAGAUCAUGAAAAUGUCAUCAAUAAAUCUGUACCAAACUUUGGGUUGGCAGGCCUGGGUAACCAAGAAGGCUUCCUCUAAGCGACCCAUGAAUAGGUUGGCGUACGAGGGGGCCAUCCUGGUACCCAUGGCUGUUCCCUUUAAUUGUUGGUAUGUCUGGCCUUCGAAAGUGAAGAAGUUGUGAGUCAGGAUGAAGCUGGCUAAGGAGAUGAGGAAAGAGGUUUUAGGUAGGGUGGCAGGUGAUCGGCGUGAAAGGAAGUGCUCCAUUGCAGCGAGGCCCUGGAUGUGUGGAAUAUUUGUGUAUAAGGAAAUGGCAUCAAUGGUUACAAGGAUGGUUUCCAGGGGGUAACAGACUGGGUAGGGAUUCCAGGCACUCGAGAAAGUGGUUGGUGUCUUUGAUGAAGGAUGGGAGACUGCAUGUAAUGGGUUGAAGGUGUUGAUCUACGUAGGCAGAUAUACAUUCUGUGGGGGCUUGGUAACCAGCUAGAAUGGGACGGCCGGGAUGAUUGGGUUUGUGAAUUUUGGGAAGAACGUAGAAGGUAGGGGUGCGGGGUGUUGGUGGGGUCAGGAGGUUGAUGGAGUCAGGUUUUGUAGGGGGCCUAAGGUUCUGAGGAUUCCUUGAAGCUCCGCCUGGACAUCAGGA
Messenger RNA from Schistocerca cancellata (South American locust), 1026 nucleotides. RefSeq lists its product as uncharacterized. The record is from RefSeq and is a predicted model, not a curated record. The coding region runs from base 102 to 464 and encodes 120 amino acids. The transcript is spliced from 2 exons. NCBI's taxonomy places the organism in Eukaryota, Metazoa, Arthropoda, Insecta, Orthoptera, Acrididae.